CUCUGGCAAGUUACUGUUAAACCAGCUGGGCAAGAGGCAGCUGCAGUGAGGCUUCCCAGAUGGCGUGCAGGAUCAUGGCAACCUACGUGCAGCUGAACACCAAAGCCAAGAUGCCCCUUAUUUAUGCAAUAUUUCAGUCUGCACCAGGGCAAGUGAGAGCUGCAGUGCUGGCUGCCAUCAGUGCUGGGUACUGCCACUUUGGCUGUGCAUUUGUGUACCAGAAUGAGAGUGAAAUUGGGGAUGUAAUCCAGCAGAAAAUCAGGGGAGGUGCUGUGAAAUGAGAAGACCUCUUCAUUGUCAGUAAGCUCUGGAGCACAUUUCAUGAAAAGCCUCUGGUGGAGAAAUGUUGUCAGAAGACUCUUGCUGACCUGAAGCUGGAUUACCUGGAUCUCUACCUCAUGCACUGGCCUAUUGGGCUCAAGGCAGGAGAGAAGCUGUUUCCCAAAGAUGACAAAGGCAUGCUCAUACCCAGCAACACAGAUCUUCUACAGACAUGGAGCUUAGCCAUGGAAGAGCUGGUGGAUGCUGGCCUAGUAAAAGCCAUUGGUGUCUCCAACUUUAACCAUGAGCAGAUUGAAAGAACCCUGAACAAGCCAGGACUGAAGUACAAGCCUGCAAAUAACCAGAUUGAAUGUCAUCCAUACCUCAACCAGGAGAAGCUGAUCAAGUACUGUCAGUCCAAAGGGAUUGCUGCAACAGUGUAG
Messenger RNA from Dryobates pubescens (Downy woodpecker), 704 nucleotides. RefSeq names its product aldo-keto reductase family 1 member B7-like. Gene Ontology annotation, cellular component: cytosol. The record is from RefSeq and is a predicted model, not a curated record. Lineage: Eukaryota; Metazoa; Chordata; Aves; Piciformes; Picidae. The transcript has 7 exons. Gene Ontology annotation, molecular function: aldose reductase (NADPH) activity.